CAGCUGGGCUUGGAUAUGGAGGAGCUGCAGGAAAUUGAAGAGGACGCCGGCUUGGGCAACGGAGGACUGGGGCGACUGGCAGCUUGCUUCCUGGACUCCAUGGCGACUCUCGGCUUGGCUGCUUACGGCUACGGGAUCCGCUACGAGUUCGGCAUUUUCAACCAGAAGAUCCUAGGAGGCUGGCAGGUGGAGGAAGCCGACGACUGGCUGCGUUACGGCAAUCCCUGGGAGAAGGCCCGCCCGGAGUACAUGAUCCCCGUCCACUUCUACGGACACGUGCAACACGGAGAGGGAGGAGUGAAGUGGGCGGACACGCAGGCCUGGGAUGUCACGGUGCGCACCUGCGCAUACACCAACCACACCGUGCUGCCAGAGGCGCUGGAGCGCUGGCCCGUCCACCUCUUUGAGACCCUCCUGCCGCGUCACUUGGAGAUCAUCUAUGAAAUCAACCAGCGUUUCCUCGAUAGAGUCUAUGCCACCUUCCCGGGAGACCUCGACCGGAUGCGCCGCAUGUCCAUGGUGGAAGAAGGCAGCGUCAAACGGAUCAACAUGGCGCACCUCUGCAUUGUGGGCUCCCAUGCGGUCAACGGAGUCGCCUGGAUCCAUUCUGAGAUCCUGAAGGCCACCGUCGCAUCGGAGAAGACUACAUCUCUGAUCUGGAUCAGCUGAAGAAACUUCUCAAUUUUGUGGAUGACGAAGGUUUCAUCCGGGAUGUGGCCAAAAUCAAACAGGAGAACAAGUUGAAGUUUUCUGUCUACCUGGAGAAGGAAUACAAGGUCAAGAUCAACCCCAACUCCCUCUUCGACGUGCAGGUGAAGCGGAUCCACGAGUACAAGAGGCAGCUGCUCAACUGCCUGCAUGUCAUCACACUUUACAACAGAAUCAAGAGAGAACCGAACAAGCACUUUGUGCCACGGACAGUCAUGAUUGGAGGCAAG
Molecule: messenger RNA, 938 nt
Organism: Thamnophis sirtalis
Lineage: Eukaryota; Metazoa; Chordata; Lepidosauria; Squamata; Natricidae
Source: RefSeq, a predicted model, not a curated record